UCUGCUGAACGCAGCCAUUGAUGCAUCGUGACGAUAGACAUAGGUUAUAAUUUUACCGCCGAGAUUUGUUUGGAACGUUUAUUUAUCAUUAUAAACUGACGUAUGCGAUACUGAAUAUACGAUCACAGUGAUCUUUCGCAAAUUAUCAUGCUGUUUUAUUCCUUCUUCAAAUCCUUGAUCGGAAAGGACGUAGUGGUCGAAUUGAAGAAUGACCUCAGUAUCUGCGGCACGUUAUAUUCUGUUGAUCAGUAUCUAAACAUAAAAUUGGCCGAUAUUAGUGUAACAGAUUCAGAGAAGUAUCCUCACAUGUUAUCAGUAAAAAAUUGCUUUAUCCGUGGAUCUGUAGUACGAUACGUACAACUUCCAGUGGAUGAGGUAGACAUCCAUCUUUUAACUGAAGCGGCACGGAGAGAAGCAAUGAAUGCUCAAGCAAGAUAGCUCAUAAUUUCACUAAAUGUAUUACUUA
Mycetomoellerius zeteki is the source of this 466-nucleotide messenger RNA. Its product is annotated as U6 snRNA-associated Sm-like protein LSm2. Gene Ontology annotation, cellular component: precatalytic spliceosome; U6 snRNP; U4/U6 x U5 tri-snRNP complex. Gene Ontology annotation, molecular function: RNA binding. The transcript is spliced from 4 exons. The record is from RefSeq and is a predicted model, not a curated record. Gene Ontology annotation, biological process: mRNA splicing, via spliceosome. Bases 148 to 438 code for a protein of 96 amino acids. NCBI's taxonomy places the organism in Eukaryota, Metazoa, Arthropoda, Insecta, Hymenoptera, Formicidae.